Messenger RNA from Colletotrichum spaethianum, 345 nucleotides. RefSeq names its product NADH dehydrogenase [ubiquinone] 1 beta subcomplex subunit 7. NCBI's taxonomy places the organism in Eukaryota, Fungi, Ascomycota, Sordariomycetes, Glomerellales, Glomerellaceae. Bases 1 to 345 code for a protein of 114 amino acids. The record is from RefSeq and is a predicted model, not a curated record. Gene Ontology annotation, cellular component: mitochondrion. The transcript is spliced from 3 exons.
AUGGCCGGAGACUCGACACCAAGGGAAGCAACCCGCGAGGAGAUGCGGGAUGCGAAGCUCCCCCUCGCCUACCGCGACAGCUGCGCCCACCUCCUCAUCCCCCUCAACCGCUGCCGUGUCGACUCCUGGUACCUCCCGUGGAAGUGCAACGUUCGUCUUCCCUCGCCUCCAAUGCCUCACUCCGCGGCGCCCGGGGCCAGCCCGCCCCGUCCCGUUCCGACCCGGCCACCCCUGAGAGACCACGACGAGCGUCACAGCUACGAGAAGUGCCAAUACGACGAGUUCAAGAAGCGCGUCGCCAAGAUGAACGAGCUCCGUGCGGAGAAGGGUACGAGAAGCAACUAA